AUGAUAAAUAAUUCAUUUCGUAAAACACUUCUUGGAUAUCUCCACCCGUUUGGUUGGCUUUCCACACAUUAUGGCAUAUUUACUUCACCUAAUUCUGAAUCGAUUUCUCAAAAAAAAGUAAGGAUCAUGAGACCAUCAAAACAAAAAUUUAAUAUUUCUUAUAAAGAGUUUGCAAAGCAUUGUGAGCGGCUCGAAUCAGAUUAAGUGACAUAAAUCACAAAAUAAAUCAAGUUGAUUCCAACAGCUUCUCCUGAUGAAAUAAAGGACUUUAUUAACUCAAAUCAAAUAGAAGGGAACAUUACCAAUAUUGCAAAAAAUUUUGAUUUUCUUCCACCAGAAUAUUCAUAAAUUCUAGUUUCCAAAAGCAUAACAUCUCCUACUCCUAUCCAAUAAGCAAUCAUCCCUUUAAUAUUAGAGGGAAGAGAUGUGAUUGCAGUAGCUGAGACAGGAUCUGGAAAAACAUUAGCAUAUGCAUUACCAGGAAUAAUUCAUACUAAAGCAUAACCAUAAGCACUAGGUCCAAGAAUUUUAGUGCUUGCUCCAACAAGAGAAUUGGCUUAGUAGAUUUAAACUCAAUAUGAGCCUUUUAUUAGAACAUGUUGUGUUUACGGAGGAGUGUAUAAGAAUUUACAAUAUUGCGAAUUAUUGGGGAUGAAAGAAUCCAGAAAUAAUAUCAUACUGCCUUCUGUAAUAAUUGGCACUCCAGGAAGAUUGUUAGAUUUUAUGAAAGAUGGUUUGCCUUUGAAUUCAAUCACUUAAGUUGUGUUGGAUGAAGCUGAUAGAAUGUUAGAUAUGGGAUUUGAAGAAUAAAUCAUAUCGAUUCUUCAGGGAAUCAGAAAAGACAGACAAACUUUGUUUUUCAGUGCUACUUGGCCAAAUGAAGUUUAAAGAUUGGCUAACUCUUUUUGUAAUUAAGAUCCUAUCCUAUUGCAAAUAGGAGAGUAAGGAUUGUCAGUCAAUAAAAAUAUUUAGUAAGAAGUCAUAAUUGUUUAUGAAAAUAAAUUUGAGCAAUUUGUUGAGUUAGCAGAAAGAUUGAAGGGAUAAAAAUUGCUUAUUUUUUGUUAGAAGAAGAUUGAUACUUAGAAAUUGGAAUAUCGUUUAUCCUUACAUGGAUUGAAAGCCAGGUAUUUGCAUGGAAAUCUUAAACAAGUAGAGAGAGACUACAUCAUGGAGGAUUUUAAGACAGGGGCUAUCAAUUGUUUGAUCACUACUAAUUUAGCAUCUAGAGGGUUGGAUAUUUCUGAUGUUGAUGUUGUAGUAAGUAUCGUCAUUUGAUUUUAGAUAAAUUAUGAUUUCCCAGAUAAGAUCGAAGAUUACAUUCACAGAAUUGGUAGAACAGGCAGGGCUGGCAAAAAAGGAUUGGCCAUUAGUUUUUUAGAGCCAGGGUUAAUAAAUAAUAGACUUAAAAACGAUUUGGUGUAAGUUCUUCAACAAUCUAAUUAAGUUAUACCUUAAGAAUUAUUUAAUAUAAGGUUAUGA
Messenger RNA from Paramecium octaurelia, 1479 nucleotides. The record is from the annotation of a GenBank genome assembly. NCBI's taxonomy places the organism in Eukaryota, Ciliophora, Oligohymenophorea, Peniculida, Parameciidae.